Messenger RNA from Rosa rugosa (rugosa rose), 1240 nucleotides. RefSeq lists its product as uncharacterized. The coding region runs from base 160 to 1095 and encodes 311 amino acids. The record is from RefSeq and is a predicted model, not a curated record. The transcript has 7 exons. NCBI's taxonomy places the organism in Eukaryota, Viridiplantae, Streptophyta, Magnoliopsida, Rosales, Rosaceae. Gene Ontology annotation, molecular function: zinc ion binding.
AUUAACAGGCGCGCACGGCACGUCGUCUAGGAAAUACCGCUAUCCAAUAUUCCCAAACAAACACCUUCGUCUUCCUCAAGUCUCCGGUUUGUGAUUUUCUCCAUUGAUCGUUUCUCUCUGCAGAAAUCCAGGGUUUGAGCGGUUUUCUGAGGCCGAUCAAUGAAGGGGGAAGUGCAGCUAGAACCAGUAGUUGCGGAACGGGAACCGAACCCUAGUAGUGACUUGGACCCUCUGCUCCAGGACGACGACGACGAGUCGUCGUCUCCGGCGAGCUCCAGUGAGAUUAGGAAUGAAGACCUUGAGAAUGGCUCCUCCAUUGCUUGUUGUCGCAUUUGCCUCGAAAGCGAUGCUGAACCAGGGGAUGAGUUGAUUUCACCAUGCUUGUGCAAAGGCACACAGCAGUUUGUGCAUAGCUCCUGUCUUGAUCACUGGCGCUCUGUUAAGGAAGGAUUUGCCUUCUCGCACUGCACUACUUGCAAAGCCCAAUUUCAUCUUCGAGUUGAAUCAUAUGAGGACAACUCUUGGCGUAAAAUAAAAUUCAGAAUUUUUGUGGCAAGGGAUGUUUUCCUUGUAUUUGUUGCUGUACAAACAAUAAUUGCUGCAAUUGGUGGCUUUGCAUAUCUGAUGGACAAAGAUGGCGCCUUCAGGAAUUCAUUCAGUGAUGGUUGGGAUCGUAUCUUGUCAAAACACCCUAUACCAUUUUAUUAUUGCAUAGGGGUCUUGGCGUUUUUUGUGCUGCUUGGGUUUUUUGGGCUUAUACUACACUGUUCAGCCUUCAAUAGCAAUGACCCACGGAUGGCUGGCUGCCAGAACUGUUGUUAUGGAUGGGGAAUAUUGGAUUGUUUCCCUGCGUCUAUGGAGGCAUGCUUUGCCCUGGUUAUUGUUUUUGUUGUCAUCUUUGCUAUUCUUGGCAUAGCUUAUGGUUUCCUGGCUGCUACUAUGGCUAUUCAGAGAAUCUGGCAGAGACAUUACCACAUCCUGACCAAGAGGGAACUCACGAAGGAGUACAUAGUGGAGGAUCUUCAUGGUUGUUACACCCCACCAAAGUUGGAUCCUGAACAUGAAGAGCGUCUGAAAAUGCUCAAGUUAUUGUAGUGAAAGAUGAGGCGUUUCAAAUUGUCUUUGGAGUGUUUAAUGUAUCAGAAUAUGACAUCCGUGAUGUAUAUUUAUACUCGGUAACAGUAACUCUAUAAAGGAGCAGAGAAGGAAAAGAAUAGUUUCAUACUUGUAUUCACUAAAA